Molecule: messenger RNA, 870 nt
Organism: Aureobasidium melanogenum CBS 110374
Lineage: Eukaryota; Fungi; Ascomycota; Dothideomycetes; Dothideales; Saccotheciaceae
Product: glycoside hydrolase
Exons: 2
Coding region: 1-870 (289 amino acids)
Biological process (GO): carbohydrate metabolic process; cell wall organization
Cellular component (GO): fungal-type cell wall; extracellular region; cell surface
Molecular function (GO): 1,3-beta-glucanosyltransferase activity; glucan endo-1,3-beta-D-glucosidase activity
Source: RefSeq, a predicted model, not a curated record
AUGAGGCUCUCCAGUGUAGCUGCUGCCUUGCUUGCUGCAGUGCCUCUUACACAAGCAUACUGGAAGGGCUUUAAUGUUGCCGCCGAAAAUCCUGAUGGAUCAUGCAAAACACAAGCCCAAUGGGUUUCUACUUUCCAACGCUUGUCUUCGCUGCCUGGUCACUUCACAUCUGUCAGAUUAUAUGCUUCCUCGGACUGUAAUACAUUGGCUCUUGCCGUUCCUGCCGCCAUCUCAACAGGAACUCAGUUGCUCGUUGGUGUCUGGACUGAAGACGAUGGUCACUUCCAGAGGGAGAAGGAUGCUCUCGAGAGUGCCAUCAAACAACACGGUCAGGACUGGAUCAUCGCCAUUAGUGUUGGCAGUGAAGACUUGUACCGCAAAGAUAUUAGUGCCUCGUCUCUUGCACAGAAAAUUUAUGACGUUCGCGGCAUGGUUCGCGCCAUGGGCGUCAAGAAGGACGUUGGACACGUCGACACCUGGACAGCUUGGGUUGAUAGUGCAAACACUGCAGUGAUCACAGCCUCCGACUUCAUCGGUCUUGACGCAUAUCCCUACUUCGAAGGCAGCAGUAUCGACCAAGCAAGCAACACAUUCUGGAGCGCCAUCAACAGGGUUCGUGGAGUCGUUGACAGGGUUUCUCCUGGCAAAUGGGUGUGGGUGACUGAGACUGGUUGGCCUGUCAGUGGACCCAACUACGGCAAUGGAGUUGCCAGCGUCAAGAACGCUCAAACAUACUGGAAGCAAGUUGCUUGUGCUGCCUUUAAGCAAGUGCACAUUUUCUGGUAUGUUCACCAGGAUUACCAAGCAUCUCCCAGUUUUGGUGUCAUUGACCGCAAUGGACACGCCAUCUACGACCAACAGAGUUGUUGA